AGAGUAGCAAUGCCGCCGUAGAUAAGCUGGCAGAAUAUGGUUGCACGACACUGCACCCGUUUGCUCCCGGGAACAACAACCCAAUUCCGAUCCCUGACUCAGACAUCUAAGAAUCCUGUGGCUAUUGUGUUCCCUGGACAAGGAGCUCAAUAUGUUGGGAUGGCAGACAAGUAUCUCUCAGCCCCUGGAGCGAGGGAAGUGUUCCAAACAGCUCGCUCUAUCCUCGGAUAUGACCUUCUCAAACUCUGUCAAAAAGGACCAGAGAAAGUGCUAAAGUUGACGUAUUACUGUCAACCUGCUGUCAUGGCAACGUCUCUUGCUGCUUUACAUUGGCUUAAGAAGGAGGACCCCUCGGUUUUUGAACGCUGUGUUGCAACUGCAGGCUUUAGUGUGGGAGAAUUAACUUCUCUUGCAUUCAGUGAAGCUGUUUCUCUUGAGGAUGCGUUCAGUAUUGUAAAAGUCCGAGCGAAGGCUAUGCACGAUGCGUCGACUGAUGUGAACUCUGGGAUGAUCAAUGUUAGAGGCCUUGAAAUCCCUAAGAUCGAGGAGAUGUGUCUAGAAGCAGAGGACAUUUGCAAGAGAGAAGGGGUGGAAGGAGUUGCUGUGAUUGGGAACUAUUUGUUCCCUAACGCUGUCUCUGUCUCCGGAUCUGAUUACGCUCUCAGUCUAGUUUCAGAUUUAGCAACUCAGAGCGGAGGAAAGGCGAAGAGACUGAAGGUGGCUGGAGCUUUUCACAGCCCCCUCAUGGCUGGUGCAUCUGUGGCUCUCAGAAGAGUUCUUGUGGGUGUGCCUAUAGCUGAUCCGCUGAUACCAGUUUACAGCAAUGUAACGGGUUAUCAACAUAGCCAAUCAACUGAACUAACCGAACUGUUCUGUCAGCAGUUGCAGAUGUCGGUGAGGUGGCAGUCUCUAAUUGAGAACAUGAUCGACGAACACGGAAAAGAUUUGGAGUUCUACGAAGUUGGCCCCUCACGUCAAAUAUCAGCUAUGAUUGCCCAGAUACACCGACCUUCAAGACGUCGUACUAAAGCUACUGACUCUGGACCUAAAUUAUAGGGUUUUCUUAAGAACUCCAAUGUGGUAGUACUAGUAGGAAGAACCCAGGCUGUUAAAUUCGCCACAUUUUCGUCAAAAAGUACGGCGUAUUUAGAGUUUUCAAAAAGUACGCGAAUGAUUCGCCAAUUUACAACUUCAAGUUUAAAUUUUUAGGGCUGUUAAAUUUGCCAAAAAAUGCGCGAAAAAUUCGGUAAAAAUGCGGCUGUGUGAACGCGCAGCAGUCUCGCGUCUAUAAUCUAGUUGGAUAUGUGAAUUGUGACGUUAUACUUCAAAUCUCAAACUUACAAAUCUCGACGAGUAGACUAGACUGUGGAGGUAAUUAAGUGAUUUCAAGUUUAUUAAUAGAAGUUAGUUUACUCCGUAACGUCUUCGGGUAUGAGCUAAAUUUAACCCCUUGCGAUCUUUGUCAGUACCCACGCUAGUCACUAACCAGUAACCACGAACGUGUCGCGGGAAACGCAUGUUUUGGCAAUAUUUCACCAUACAAAGCCAACUAUCGUGAACAUUUUGAUGCGGGCAAGUGAUUUCCUGUUCCCGUAUUUUUUUAAAUGCGACAAUUUUCAGAAAAAAUUUGUAUGCGAAUUUAAUUCGAAAAAUACGUUUAGUGCGAAUUUAACAGCAUUGGGAAGAACGCUUGUUCCUAGUACAAAAUAUACUCCUUCUUAUCGGUGAUUUUUUAGAUUUUUAUAGAAUUUAUACUAUACGUUUUGUCAAAGUUUUUUGAAUUUAAAUUAUUCUGCCUAAUGUAUAAUAUCUCAAUUAUCUAUUUAACAUCAUACAGUGUCAGCAUGAUCGUGAUACUCAGCCGUUCUGGUAACUUUUUAAGGAUUUGGUUGCAGCUUACAUUGGUUGCAGCUUACAUUUUCAGGGUCCAUUAUUACUUCAUUUUUAAAGUUUGAACGUUUUUUGCGAUCCAUUUGUAUAAAUCAGCUUGAUAAAAUUUGAAAGCCCGAGUUGAGGCGAGUUUAUUUAACCGAUGUUUUGCUAAAAAGAUAGUUAUCUUCUCUACACCAAUUAUUGCUUCAAGUUCAUAA
This is a messenger RNA of Bolinopsis microptera, 2090 nucleotides long. Its product is annotated as malonyl-CoA-acyl carrier protein transacylase, mitochondrial-like. The transcript is spliced from 8 exons. The record is from RefSeq and is a predicted model, not a curated record. Bases 37 to 1056 code for a protein of 339 amino acids. Lineage: Eukaryota; Metazoa; Ctenophora; Tentaculata; Lobata; Bolinopsidae. Gene Ontology annotation, molecular function: transferase activity.